This is a messenger RNA of Eruca vesicaria subsp. sativa (arugula), 642 nucleotides long. Lineage: Eukaryota; Viridiplantae; Streptophyta; Magnoliopsida; Brassicales; Brassicaceae. The record is from the annotation of a GenBank genome assembly.
AUGGUUUCUAAGGCGGAAUCACCACCGUUGAUUGGACCUCGUAUGUCUUUCUCAGACGGUGGAGAUUUCAUCUGCAUGAGCCCUGUAAUCUGUAAAGAGAAAGAAGUCGUUAAAGGGUCAGUGAAAGUCUCCGACUUUGAGUUCUUGUCGGAGAAUGUGAGUCCACAGAGGAUGCACACUGCAGACGAACUCUUCUCUGAAGGAAAGUUGCUUCCUUUCUGGCAAGAAAAGUACUCAGAGAAGCUUAAAAACGUUAACUUGAAGUCCAAGGAAGAAGAAGAAGAAGAGAAUCAUAAAGUUGAAGCAAAGGAUAAGAACAGAGUGAGUUGGUUUCUAGAUGAAGAUCCAUCUCCCCGUCCUCCUAAAUGCACAGUUCUUUGGAAAGAGCUUUUGAGGUUGAAGAAACAGAGGAAUUCUAGGUCGUCUCUGUCUCCGUCUUCGUCCACGUCAUCAUCAAGCUCGCUUGAGGAUAAGAGAGAGGAGAAAGAAGGGAAGAGAGGUAAGAAAGGAAUAGAGAGGAAGAGUAUGAGGAUAAGGCCGAUGAUUCAUGUCCCUGUUUGCACUCUUUCUAAAUCCUCUGUUCCAUUGCCUCCUCUGUUUCCGCUUAGGCUUAAGAAAAACAGAGUAGAGAAAAGCACUUGA